AUGGCGGACCCCAUGGACGAAGAAGCAUCCGAGGCAAGUACAAACCCCAUAUGUCCAAACCAAUCUAACCUCCCCAGCGCCUCAAAGCCUCCCUCUGGUUCGCCGUCGGGAAAAUCGUCGAAGAAGAAAGCCUACGUCUAAACACGAGCGCAACACCCCAAUUCAUCGGCGCCUUAACAGAAAUGGUCUGGGAACAAAUCAGUAUUCUCUCAGUUUCCACCCAUAUCAUAAUACCUCUAACACAAUGGCAGAAAACGUCGCGCAGGACCUAGAAUCUUUUGCUCAGCACGCGGGUCGGACGACGGUGCAGACUGACGAUGUUCUCCUUGUUACUCGGCGGAAUGAUGCGCUGCAUGAUAUGAUAAAGGAUUUUAUUGAGACGGAACAGGCAAAGAAUGUCGCUGCGAAGGAGAAGGGGAAGGAGAAUGGUGCGAGGGGGGCGAAGGCUGGGAGGGGGAAGGCGAGGAAAUGA
Hymenoscyphus albidus is the source of this 472-nucleotide messenger RNA. Lineage: Eukaryota; Fungi; Ascomycota; Leotiomycetes; Helotiales; Helotiaceae. The record is from the annotation of a GenBank genome assembly.